This is a messenger RNA of Pimephales promelas (fathead minnow), 2661 nucleotides long. It is a transcript of the gene ube2kb, whose product is annotated as ubiquitin-conjugating enzyme E2Kb (UBC1 homolog, yeast). The record is from RefSeq and is a predicted model, not a curated record. Lineage: Eukaryota; Metazoa; Chordata; Actinopteri; Cypriniformes; Leuciscidae. Gene Ontology annotation, molecular function: protein binding.
UAUCAUGUGACAGCGGCACUCCAUAGGGGACUGAGACUAGAUCUGAAAGCUUUCUGGAUCUGUCAAGAGCCCUGUGUUUCAACGCAUAAUAUCUCCACCUGAUUCAACAAAGAGGACAAACGCAGUGUUCUAGUGCAGCGUUUGAGUUUUCCAGGCUCUCAUUGUGUUUGCCAGUGUUUGUACUGGAGUUCAUCGUGCUGUUUAGGAGAGAGAGUGUGUCUGUGUGUGUGUGUGUGUGUGUGUGUGUGUGUGUGUGAGAGAGAGAGAGAGGGGUGUGAAAGUGAAGCUCUAUCAGUCUUUGCGGACUGGAGGUUCAAAAACAGCGGAAGAGAAAUAGAGAAAGAGUGAGAGUGAGGGGAAUUAAUCAGCCAUGGCAAAUAUCGCUGUGCAGAGGAUCAAGCGAGAGUUUAAAGAAGUGCUGAAAAGCGAAGAGACAAGUAAAAAUCAAAUAAAAGUAGAUCUGGUGGAUGAAAACUUCACAGAGUUAAAGGGUGAAAUAGCAGGACCACCAGACACACCAUAUGAAGGGGGCCGAUAUCAGCUAGAAAUCAAGAUUCCUGAAACAUAUCCUUUUAAUCCACCUAAGGUGCGGUUUAUUACUAAAAUCUGGCAUCCCAAUAUAAGUUCAGUUACAGGGGCGAUAUGUUUGGACAUUUUAAAAGACCAAUGGGCUGCUGCUAUGACUUUGCGAACAGUCCUGCUGUCACUACAGGCUCUGUUAGCUGCAGCAGAGCCAGAUGAUCCUCAAGAUGCUGUGGUAGCCAAUCAGUAUAAGCAGAAUCCAGAAAUGUUCAAGCAAACUGCUCGUCUCUGGUCUCACGUUUACGCCGGUGCUCCUGUGUCCAGUCCUGAGUACACACGCAAAAUAGACAAACUUUGUGCAAUGGGCUUUGACAAAAAUGCAGUAAUAGUAGCCUUGUCAUCAAAAUCAUGGGAUGUGGAGACAGCGACAGAACUGCUACUAAGCAACUGAUCAUCGAGUUGUUUUCAUCAGGCCAUGUUUCCCUCCAACCCCUCCUGCUUCAUGACCCGUUCACUCCCACCCAACCAUCCACACGUGCAUCAGCCAUCUUGGUUUGUGUUCAGAGUGAAUGUUUGGGUAAGAUCAGCAGUUAGACUGCAAGACAAUGUUUCAUCUUCUAUCUCUAGCAAAUGUCCACGUCCCUUGUCUUGUCUUUUUCCUCGCAUUAUUUUCACUUUGUUUUUGCCUUGCAACAAUAAUUUUCCCUCUUAAAUUUAGGAUGUCACUUCCCUUUUAAAGAAACCCAACAAAGACAAAACCUGUAUCACCGUCAUUACACACUAAAAGAAACCCCACUUGCAUCUGUGAAGCAAUGUUAGAACAUGUGAAUUAGUAUAUUUAAGGUUGUGUACAUUUAAAAGGCAAAAUACCAGGAAUGUUUUUUUUUCUUUCUUCUAUCUGUACACUAUAAAAUAGAUUUGCUUAUUUGAAUGGGAUAUUCUGUAUAUCAAAACAAAUUUUGAGAUUAAUUAGACCCCUUCUAUUUGACGCUCUUACGAUGAACAAAUGUGUUUUAUUUUGCUCAUUUGAUUCUUUUAAAGUUUCUUUUGGCUUGCCUUUGCGAUAAUCAGUCUGUAUAAUAGUUGAAAUGGCCAGAUGACAUGGUUUCAAACGUACUGGGUGAAGUGUUUUUUUUUUUUUAACCCCUUCUCACUUUUUUCCUCUUUUUGACAAAGGGGUCGAUGUGGUAUUGGUAGCCCAAAAUCCUUUCUCUACUUCUUUUCAAGGCAGCUGUAGGGGUUCGACUUGAUCACGGACAGAUAUACCUCGAGUUGCCUCAAGGUGUUUUUGUCUUUUUCUUUUUGAAGAAUGUAUUGUAUAAAACUUUCAUUAAAGUAUAUAAAGUUUGUACAUGCAGUGAGAAAUUGAAGACACUAGAGUUUGUACUCUAAUAAUGAUUGGCUUUUUCUUUGUGGAACAAUCAUAAUGAUGAGGUGCAUCAAAAACUGUUAAGGCACAAAACUAGUUGGUGUAGAGGUUUAAAAGAGUCUGUGUGAGGUGGGGUAUUUUUUGUUAUUAUACCACAUAUGUAUUAAGACUUCUAUUCGCAGGCUGCAGAUAUUAUUUCAUUUUUCACACGUUUUAAACUGAUGUAGCAAGCAUGAAUCAAACAGCUAGAGUUUUCUAUUCUACAGAUGCUUCAAAGCGAACGGGCCAAGAGCAAGUACUGCCACACAAUGCUUUGUGAACCUGUUUUUUACCUAGUGUUCUGUUCUUGCAGGGGUGAAUUGUUAAAAAAAAGGUUUAUUUUUUCCCUCUGUUACUUGACCUCCCUCUAUUUGCUAGGAUUCUCCCAUACCAUCUGUUUUCAUAAUGCCCCCACUUUCAUACACCUUUCUCAUGUACAUAUAGCCAAGUUUUUUGGGGGGGAUAAAAUACUGUUCAUCUCUAGAAUGCACCAUCGAUGGCUGGAUUUAUAUUUUGUAUGAAAAACAAAAAUGAAACAAAAAGACUGUCUUCCUGUAGUGAUCACCUUGUUCAAUAUUGCACGAAGUGAAUAAAAGGACAAAAACUUCUGUCAAAGGAGAAAUGCAGGUCAUAGGCUCUGGCUUUAGUCACUUUAAGCUCCUUUACAAAACAAGACAGAAGAAAACCUACUCGAGCCGUACAAGCAUGGUUAUUUAUUGUGAAAUUGUCAU